AUGGCAGAAGUCGACCAGAACCCUCCUCCACUGGACGGCGAGGGACCAGCAUUACCUCCACGCAAGAAGCUCAAGCUUUCUGAUCUCCCCAUUUCGCAGACAAAGCGAUCAGCCAUCGAUGGCCUGCACCACACGUUCCGCAAGAAGGGCGAAUACGACGCGAUGCGAAAGCAGAUAUUCGCGCAGUUCGAGGCCUCCCCCGCUAAAGACGCCCUUCUUGCUUCUAUCGAGGAACUUGUCGAUCGUGAGACCGAUCGCGACCCGUCAUUAUUGUCCAAGGACCCGCGACUCGCAGCAACGCUGAUUGAGGGUGCUGGAGAGCGUUCCGACAUCUAUAAAGAUGUUUCUGCCUCCCUGAAUCAGAUGAUUGACGAGUUUUGUACCUCCCAGGGUAUACAAAAGAUGCGCGAGUAUAGGGUACAGGAAAUCGGUGCAGAGCUUGCUGCAGAAGAGGAAAAGCGCGGGAGCAAAGCUGACGAAGACUACAUCCGUGAAGCAGAUGCUCGCCGUGAGGAGAGAGCUGCAAAGCGGGCGAAAGAACUCGAAGAGGAACUCGAAAAGGAGAGACAAGAGAAGGCCAGGAAAGACGAGAGAAGACGUCGUGAAAAGGAGGAGGAAGCUGCUCGUGAGAAAGAGCGCAGGGAACGCGACGAAAGGAGGCGCAAGGAACGGGAGGAGCGCGAGAAAGAAGAGGAGGAGCGUCGCCGUCAAGACCGAGAGCGCAUCGAAAAGGAGCGAGAGGAGAAGCGAGCUCGCAAAAAGAAGGAAGACGAGGAGUGGGAAGCACAACGUUCGGAGCGUAUCCGAAGGGAACGUGAGCGGCAUUCGGAACGAUACGGUGACCGCUAUAGUCGCCGUAGCCGUAGUCGCAGCCGCAGUCGAGAUCGUCGCAGAGACAGGAGCAGAGACCGUCGCCGAGAUGAUAGCAGAAGCAGAAGCAGAAGCAGAAGCCGUGGUCGUGGCGCUGAUAGGCGCAAUGCAAAGGCAAGGACGAAAACCCCUGAACCCCCUAAACCGGUCAAUCUCGACGAUAUCAAGGUCGACGACGAUGCAGCACUGCAAGCACUUCUUCAGGAGAGUGAGCAGAUGAAGAAAUCUAGACAGCGACCAGCGCUCGAACGAUCAGAAUCUCUGGACCCGCCGAUGCGGAAACCUUUGCCUCCUAAAUCACUUGUCCCACGAGAUCCUGUUCCCGAACGGAGCAGCAAAGCACAAGACAAGACUCAAUCGCCUGAGAAGCAAGAUGCUGGUGCUGCGGAACAAUCUUCGAAAAGCUCCAAGGAUGAAGACACUCCGAUGCCUGACGCGCCGGCCUCUGAGAAGGCCGACGAAAAGAAGCCGAUCUCGCGCUUCGAUCUUCCGCCGCCAGCCAAACCAGAGGAGAAGUCUCGAGUCGCUCGCGAUCUCGGGCCAGCAGAGCCGAUGAACGCAGGUCGCGACGCGAUGACGACCGCUACUCUUAUCGCGCCCGUGACGAUAGCAGACGCCGGGACAGAGACAGAGAUGACCGUGGCGACAAGCGUUCUCGCCGCGAAGGCUCGCGUGUUGAUAGGAGCGCUUCCCGCGAGACUUUCUCCAGUCGCCGCAAGUCUCGAUUUGAUUCUCGAAGUCCCUCACCACGCCGCGACAGAGACCGACGACGUUCGCGAUCGCGCUCUCGCUCUCGCGGUGGUCGUAGAGACCGAUCGCAGGAUCGGCGUGGACAUCGUCGCUCUCGUUCUCGAAAUCCUCGUGACAACAAUGAUCGCGAACGUAGUAGAUCUCGUAACCGCGACCGCGACCGCGACCAUCACCAUAACAGGGACCGUGAUCGAGAUCGGGACCGCGACCGAGACUUCAGGCCUAGAGGUUACGACAGAGCUAGGCCUUCACGCCUCGAUGCUUCAGAUCGCUACCUACCUGGUCGUGACAACAACGACGAUAGAGGAGAUCGAAAUCGUGAUCGAGAUCGUGACAGGGACCGCGAUGGAGAUAAAGACCGAGACCGAGAUAGGGAUCGCAGGCGAAGGGAUAGAAGUAGGUCACGCAGCCGCAGUCGGAGCCGCGACCGUGCUCGUCGAUGAAAGCAACCAUACGGGGUAUGGGAUGGCCCAUUGCCUGUACCAAUAA
This is a messenger RNA of Aaosphaeria arxii CBS 175.79, 2109 nucleotides long. RefSeq lists its product as uncharacterized. The coding region runs from base 1 to 2109 and encodes 702 amino acids. The record is from RefSeq and is a predicted model, not a curated record. Lineage: Eukaryota; Fungi; Ascomycota; Dothideomycetes; Pleosporales. The transcript is spliced from 4 exons.